AUUUCAAUUUCAGUUGCUAAUACUGUGUGUUUGUGGCUCGAUGUUUUGUGUUGUUUGAUGUAACUUGUUAAAAAUUGCGGAGCUUGAGGCACACCAAAAUCUCAUUUAGGUAAACUCUACUAGGUUUGAUGAUCAUUAUCACAUAGUAUUUGUCCUCUUUGAGCUGAAGCCUUGCAUUAGAACUGGAUGUGCUCGUUCUCAAAUGUACAUAUUUUCACUGUGUUUCUAUUUGGAAGCUGAGUUCUAAGACUGGGGCUGAAUGAAAUGUGAAAUGGAGAAUAAUGGUGAACAAUUGUGCGUACUUUCCUGAUGAGUUUGUUUUUUUUGUUGAAAAAUUGAGGAGUUGUUUUGUGGUAUCGAAUUGUAGGGUUAAUAUAAUAGAUUUAGGAACUUGUUGACGAAGCAUUAGGAGUAGAAUUGGAUAUGUAGAAAGAGAAACUUGUAGAUUACGUAUUCAUGUAAUAUCUGUUUUGGCUUAGAUAAACCACUUUUUGAUUUGCGUCUUCUGUUGCUGUUAUGUGAAGGUAUCAACGGCUUGUAUUUCGUCAUAAGUUAUAUCAUCUACGAGAAGAGAGAGACAUGAAGCCUAAAACUUUUGCUAGCCUUGUAUCUGCUCUUCUUUAUGAAAAAAGAUUUUACUCCUCGUCACUGGCAACCUGUUAUUGCUGGAUUGGGAGAUGAUGGAAAACCCUUCAUUUGCACCAUGGAUUCUAUUGGAGCCAAAGAACUGGCAAAAGAUUUUGUAGUUUCUGGAUCAGCCUUCGAAUCACUUUAUGGUGCCUGUGAGUCAAUGUUCAAGCCUGACAUGAAUUUGUCAUUUGACGCCUUCCACUCUCUAAAGAAAUACCAAGUAGAAAAAUUUGUGUCUUAAGCACCAACUAGUUCCAGAAAGUAGGCUUUUCUCUUAUUCAUCCUCCUUUAGCAUGGUCCAACCAAUACUCCUCUGAACUAUUAUGCACAAACAUAGCAAGCUUGUCCUGUAUACUAGGUGCUACAUAUGUCGUGAAGCCAGGGCCGCCCCUGACAUUUCAGGGGCCCUAGGCGAAAAGGAAAAAAGGGGCCCCUAUAACUAUAAAAGUGCAAUAAAUUAAAAAACAAUAAUGAAAUAAUUACAAAAAUAACUUAGAUCUUCUAGCAUUUUGAGAAGCAAAAUCAUCAAUAAUUUCUUCAAGAUCAAGCUUUUCUAAUACCUCAUGUUCAAUGCACAAAACCGCUAAU
Messenger RNA from Salvia miltiorrhiza (redroot sage), 1218 nucleotides. RefSeq names its product proteasome subunit beta type-3-B-like. Gene Ontology annotation, cellular component: proteasome core complex. NCBI's taxonomy places the organism in Eukaryota, Viridiplantae, Streptophyta, Magnoliopsida, Lamiales, Lamiaceae. The transcript has 4 exons. The record is from RefSeq and is a predicted model, not a curated record. Bases 623 to 871 code for a protein of 82 amino acids.